AUGGAGGGGAGGAACCCGGCUUCCUCCCCCUCGACAGUAGCCGUCAUUACGUCACUGGUGAAAAAUCCUGUGCAUAUACCAGUCUACAAGAAAGUAGGUGACACAGUUGUCCUCUCACCAGGCUUGGUGACGGAUCCCAUCUCCACCAUAACGUGGAAACACGGAUCUGCCAUUGCCAUGGAUUGGUACGAUAACCACACUGACUCCUACCGACAAUUUAAAGAUCGUGGUUUGCUGAAUGGUUUAACUGGAGAGCUGACGAUCAAAGGACUGACUCGAAACGACAGCGGCAGCUACACGUCGGAGAUCAACAACCGAGUCACCAACAAGACUCAACUCCUGGUUAUCUCUCCUGUCUCUAAACCCACUGUCUCCACAUGGUGGCCUUGGCGGUUGGCAUCAAGCAAGGAGUACUUUAUAACAAAGCCGACGGAGGGGCCUUGGUUCAGCUGUGAGCUGCAAAACCCAGUCGGCUCCAAACGCAGUGAACAAGUCUUCAACCCCUUCACCCUUAGGGAUCAGGAAGUGAACUCCAUCUUGGGCUUACUAUUAGCAGCAGAGAUUCUGUAUUUCGUCUUUAUCAUAUGCAAACACAUAUAUGAACAAAGAGGAAGAGAUGUUAAUGCGUUAGAGGAAGUGAUUGAGAAAAUCAUGGUCUUCAUCUUCAUCUUAGAAUUACCAAUCCAACUGAUUGUGUGUAUCCUCACUUCCAUCUACAUACACAAAUACAAAAGCACAACAGGGAUUUUGGAUUUGAGCAUCUUCAUCUUCGCCUUAGUAUUAACACUUGACAGGAUUCCGUACAGAGUCUUUCUCAUAUACCAAUACAUAUACACAUACAUAUACACAAGAAGAAGAGGAGGAGAUGUUAAUGCGACAAGGGAAGGGAUUUGGAAAAUCAGGGCCUUUUUAUCCAGCUUACAAUUAGCAAUCCUACUGAUUGUGUGUAUCAUCUUUUCCAUCUACAUACACAAAUACAAAGGCACAGCAGGGAUUUUGGAUUUGAGCAUCUUCAUCUUCGCCUUAGUAUUAACACUUGACAGGAUUCCGUACAGAGUCUUUCUCAUAUACAAAUACAUAUCCACAAGAAGAAGAGGAGGAGAUGUUAAUGCGACAAAGGAAGAGAGAUCAGAGAUGAUGUCAAGGGACCAAGAAACAGCCAACCAGAACCAACCAGGGGAUAAUCAGUCAGCAGAUCCACAAGACAACCAAGAGGCAUCAAUCCAGGAUCGGACAUCGGUUGUGUCCCAAUAUACCAACAACGUUACUGAGAGGUCAACAACCUUUCCAGAGGUCCAAGAAACAUCUGCUCAGGGCCCAACAUCUGUUGCGUCCCCAGAAACAAGGAAGGAACCGGUGGUUUAAACUUGAUCAUACCAAAUAAGACGGACUCCCAAAACUACAACAUUAAAACCCCCAUAGGUACAGAGUCGUGUGUACCUGACGAAAAGCCAGUUUGGGCUCGAAACACUGGACUUUUACGACUGUAAUAUCAUAGGAAAUUUAAAGGGAGUGUUUAAUAGAGUCAGAAUUCACAGUCACAGUUUUUUUGUACUCAGCAUCUGAACAAGAACAAUGUGUGUUUUUCCCACUGGCUGCUUGGAUGUGACAUUUAUUUUUUCAUUUGGCAGUGGGUUUAGAGGACCGAGAAACUUCCACCUGAAACCUGCUGUGUCCUUGGACCCUUGUAACAACAGUGAACAAGAAGUUGGCACCGUGUUUCACAUGUAUUGCGAUGUUGACAAAUGUUGUGUAAUUUGAGAGAGAAGUCGGCGAUGAUGUCAGGUGGCCAAGAAACAGCCAACCAGGACCAACCGGUGGACAAUCGGGCAGCGGAUCCACAUGAUGAG
This is a messenger RNA of Xiphias gladius (swordfish), 1850 nucleotides long. RefSeq lists its product as uncharacterized. The record is from RefSeq and is a predicted model, not a curated record. NCBI's taxonomy places the organism in Eukaryota, Metazoa, Chordata, Actinopteri, Istiophoriformes, Xiphiidae. The coding region runs from base 1 to 1365 and encodes 454 amino acids. The transcript has 16 exons.